This is a messenger RNA of Carcharodon carcharias (great white shark), 795 nucleotides long. RefSeq names its product citrate synthase lysine methyltransferase (gene cskmt). The transcript is spliced from 3 exons. NCBI's taxonomy places the organism in Eukaryota, Metazoa, Chordata, Chondrichthyes, Lamniformes, Lamnidae. The record is from RefSeq and is a predicted model, not a curated record. Bases 45 to 785 code for a protein of 246 amino acids.
CGGUCCCGGUCCCGGUCCCGGUCCCGUCCCCCCCCCCCCCCCCCAUGUCCGGCCCGCGGCUCCUCCGCUCCGCCCGGACUUUCCUGACGGCCCCGGGGAUUCUCCGGUUCCUCAACCGCCGGAGCCGCUCCCGGCCGCCCGCCCGGGAUGAUUUGCUGGAGAAUUUGGAGAAGAGAACAGCCUGGGACAGAUUCUAUCUCAAGAGCCUAGCCCAGCCCUUUAAGCACUUUGAUUGGUUUCUUGGCUACUCCUCACUCCAUGGGAUCUUGGUUGAGCUGCUGCUGGGGGUGGAUAAGGAUGGGCCACGGAAACUACUGGAUCUUGGCUGUGGCACAUCGGAGUUGGGUCCCCGGCUGUACUGUGAUUGCCCUUUCCCGCUCCAUGUCUACUGCGUGGAUUUCUCUCCUGUGGCUGUGAGUCUGAUGCAAGCACAGUUUUCACCACUUCCUGCACCUGGGAACCCAGCUUCUCAACUGCAUUUUCUGCAGGCUGACGCCACCCACCUUUUGGACUUCCAGUCAGGGACGUUUGACCUCAUCCUGGACAAGGGAACGAUGGACGCAAUGCUCCGGGCAAAUGAUGGGGGCUUGGCGGUGAAGCAAGCACUGUCAGAGUCAGUGCGCGUGAUGCAUGCUGGGGGCUCGGUGCUACAGGUGUCUGAUGAGGAUCCAGAUGUGAGGAUUCUUUGGUUGGAGAGAGUUUGGAAGGUCAACGUCACAGCCUUUGAACUGGAGCCUGAUGGGCGCACCAGUUACUUCGCUUACCUUAUCAAACCAAUAAAGUGAGUGAGCAAGU